AAACUUGUCUGUUAGCUUAAGGGUUUUUUAUUGUACAGUGCUCAGUGAAAGUGUUGUGUGUGCAAGGGUUUUCUGGUGAAGAGGUCAUCUGUAGGCGAUCAAACGGGUUGAGACCAUUGCUAGGUAGGUUUACCUAAUUUAAUUUUAUUUAACUUAUCCGAGGCAAACUAUUGAACUCCAUUCCCAACAGCAUCUCGGAAACAGGCUUCCAAAGUAACUUGUUGAACGAUAAAGAUGCGCUGUCACGGAUGACACGAAUAGCUCCGAGUAACCGUUUCAUGAAAGGACAGAAUCCAAUAACUGAGCGGAGUUCACAAUGAAGGGGGCCAUGAGAAAAGCGAGGAGCCGACAAGAAGUACUUGCGACUUGACGUGUUGGCAAACAGGCAGAUAACCAGCAUGGCUUCGCACUUUGCCACCAUAUUAUUGUGGCUUGGCGGAAGCGUGUUUGGUCUACGAGACAUCCAGCUGAGUGUCCCGGAGGCGGUGGGCGUGGGCGCCAGCGCGUCGCUCGGCUGUCGCUGGGCGCUGGACACCGGCGAGGCACUCUACACCGUCAAGUGGUACCACGGCGCGCAGGAGUUCUUCCGCUUUGUGCCCAAGGAACUGCCCAAUACGAGGGUGUUCUCGCAAACGGGCAUUAGUGUUGACGUGUCAAGGUCAGGAGCCCAGCAGGUAGUGUUGCGGGGCGCGACCAGAAGCCUCAGCGGGCGGUAUCGCUGCGAGGUCUCCGCCGAUGCUCCGUUCUUCCACACCGUCUACAAAAGUGCUUACAUGCGCGUCGUAGAACUGCCUGAGUCGGGCCCGAAAGUGCUUGCACAGAAGAGUUGGUACACAGUGGGCGACAUGCUGCGAGCUAAUUGCACUUCCCCGCCUUCUGAUCCGACGGCGAAUCUCACUUGGUUACUUAACGGUUAUGAGGUCAAAGGUCUCGACAUACCGCUACAAGACACACAAUUCCCACCGAGACAGCAAAUCAUAAGCGACGCCUCGCUAGAAGACGCGAAUAGAAUAAUAUUCAGUCCAUGGGACGCUCUGUCCGGGUACGAGGAUGCUGCGACUGAUAUUAUAGACAUCCCGGGCGAUGUUGCUCUCUCUCACAAGAACAACUUUGAAAGCACGACGUCACUUGCUCUGAGACUUGAGCAAAUUGCAAGCAAAAAUAUAAGCGUUGAAGAAGAAAAAUCUAAUAAGUCUUCCUCCUUCAGUCAGCUCGUUAUUCGAGUGCAAGCUUCACAUUUUUAUAAGGGUCGUCUAAACAUAACGUGCUUGGCGCGAAUACUCUCCGUGUGGUCAGCCAGCGGUUUUCUUCUGCUGGACGAAGAAAGACCACAGAUUGCGCCCGUCAUGGGCAGUCGGGACUCCAAUUCAGGUUCCCGGUGUUCCACAUCGCACGUCGCGGCGCUUUUGAACUAUUUACUACUCAAGCUCUGGGCAUUCCGAUGAUUCCCAGAGGAAGGUGAAUAAAUAACAUUUUUUCGAUCAAAAUAUUAGUGAUACACAAUUGACGGUACACCCAUAUCUAUAGUCGAGUAUUUGUUUUAACUUUAAAUGAUAAUAAAGUAACAAUAACAGUGAACGUUAUAACAAAAGCAUACAUAACGUUUUAUUUAUGUAAAUAUAUUCGUAAAAUGUAAAAGAAAACAUAUUGUAUAAAGUUUCAUUGGGGUAAUUUCGAAAAUGGUGUUAUUUCAAUAUCUGUCUGAUAUUGACAACGUCAAUAUCAGACAUAGUGAUAGUUGACAACGUCAAUUAUCUUCAUGGUGACCAUAUAGACAAUUGAUUUUGUCAACCAUAAGGGUUAUGGUCUCUGAUACAGAAUAUGUCUACUAUAGACCAGCCGACUUCUGAUGGAAUGUGUGAUGUAACGUAGAUCUGGCGUACAAGGUUGUUGAACUGUUUCAAGGUUAUGCCAACUGUUUGUCUUGUAGUGAUAAGACAAAAAACGAGGCAAUUGUAAUUAAAUAUGUUUGUCCCAUUCGAUCACGAACUGUCAGAAACGCGAUCUUUGAGCUGCCGGAUAUUAAACUAGUCAAUAUUAUUGCUGAGUCUAAACUUUUAAAGACUACAUUAUUUAUAUCAUAAGACACCCUGUAUAAUGUGGGCUUUAAACAACGUGGAACGUAUAUUAUUAUUACUUUCUUACUUCAAACGUGUUCUGCAGACAAUAUUGAUUAGUUUUUUAGACAGUCACUAAUAUCAGAAUAUCUCCAUUUAACGUAACUACCCCAAUAAAAAAAAAUAUUUUUUCGAUAGAUGAGAUUAAUAAACGAAUAGUUUCAAACGGCAAGAAUUUGUAGUGAUGUACUUAAGUUAUUUUCCAGUGUACCUAGAUGAAUAUGAUUGUACUCAACUAUACAUUUGGGUAAUAGGGAUUAAACAAAGUGACAGGUGAAACGAUUUUAUCAGUGAAGUGAUUAAACAGUAGUGAAUUUUAUACUUGUAUAUAUAUAUAGUUUUUAAAUUAUAAACGUAAGAAUAUAGUGAUGUUCUGCUUCACGAACUCUAUGUAUGUAACUGUUACUGUAAAAUAAGGAUGAUACAUUAAAUGAUCCCCGUUUUUUA
Bicyclus anynana (squinting bush brown) is the source of this 2564-nucleotide messenger RNA. RefSeq lists its product as uncharacterized. The coding region runs from base 399 to 1445 and encodes 348 amino acids. The record is from RefSeq and is a predicted model, not a curated record. Lineage: Eukaryota; Metazoa; Arthropoda; Insecta; Lepidoptera; Nymphalidae. The transcript is spliced from 9 exons.